AUGCCUAGAAAAUCAGACAAGUUCAACGCCCUAAUCCAGUGGGCAACAUCCAAUGGAACAAUCAUUUCUCCAAAUAUAACAUUCCAAGAAAUCUCAUCCCACAAUAAUGGAGCAACCUACACGGCACCGACCGAUGGAAAUACGGAUCUCUUAUCCAUCCCCAGCCUGAUACUUAUCACUUCCGAGACUGCUAUUGACUAUUUCAAACCUUGGGGAAAGGAAGUGAGUGAAAAGACAAUAAAUGUGAAUUCUCUCUUGAAAUUAUACUUAUGUCAUGUUUGUUCAACAGACACAACCAAUAAUGAAUUUAGCGCAUAUUUCAAUAUAUUACCCACUUUGACAGAGAUUGGAUCUCCAUAUACAUGGACGCCCGGGGAUAAAGAACUCCUCAAGGGUACAAAUCUUGGAAAUAGUCUAAACGAAACCCUAGCCCAAUUAAUCGAAGAAUGGUGGCAAUUAAUCAAUCUAAUCCCACAAGAUUAUCAAAAGCCAAGUCAACAUUUUGUUAAUAUGAAAUUUUAUUAUGAAUAUAAGUUUUAUACCCUGGAUGAUUAUUAUAAAUAUUUCCAGGAAUAUGAUGAGACCAAUUGGACUAGUUUUGUGAAUUAUUUAUGGGCCAGUUUGGUGUUGAAAUCAAGAUCGUUCCCGGCAUAUCUUACAAACAACCUUUCAUUUGCCAAAGAUAGUGCGAUGUUGGUUCCGGUGUUGGAUAUGUUGAAUCAUAACCCCAAGGCACGAGUGGUUUGGGGAUUCGAAGAUGGGUGUUUUAAGUUUAGGAAUGAAGACGGUGGGAAAGUUGGAGAAGAGGUUUAUAAUAACUAUGGAAGAAAGGGAAAUGAGGAAUUGUUGUUGGCGUAUGGGUUUUGUUUUGAGGAGAAUGAAUCGGAUUCGGUGGCUUUGAAGAUUAAGAUACCUGAAGAGAUGUUGGCAGAUAUUCAGAAAAAUGGAGUUAAGUUGCCUACUACUAGUGAUUAUACUACUUCAGUUGUACGCGAUGAAGAUAAGAAGGAAGAAGGAGAAGAAGCUAAGGUUGAAGAUUAUAAGGAUGGAGUUUUAUUCUUCAUAACUAAGGAUCACAUACCUGAGAAUCUUAUUCAAACAUUCCAAUAUUUAGUUAGAAAUGAAUUAGAAGAAGAAUCUGACGAAGGUAUGACAUUAAGAAUGAAAUUUGCUGGAUUGAAUCAUUUACGUGCAGCCUUAGAUCAAAAGAAGAAAAUGUUAAAAGGUGGAGACAUACCAAAAGAUUCAAACCAAAUUCAUAAAUAUAUCAAAUGGUAUAUUAAUUCUCAAACUAAAAUCUAUGAAUCUUCAAUUUCUAAAAUUAAACAAAUUGAAAAGGAUUUAUUAAAGGAACAUAAAUCCGAUUUGAUAACUUUGAAAAAUGUAUAUAAGAAGGAUAUCAAAUUUCAACAAUCAUUACUUUUAUCAUUGGGAUUCCCAAGUUAUGAAUCUAUUAUUGAGAAUCAAUUUCAAGAUCAAUGUUGGUUAUUAUGGUUAAUGCGUUGUUUUAAUCAGGAUGAAUAUGCCAAUGAAAUGGAAUCAGAACAAUAUUUACCUGAAUGGAUUCAAGAAUUGUUUAAAAAGGUUCAACAACAAACUAAGAUUGAUCCACAAGUGAUUGUUAAUUAUCAACCAAUUUAUGAAAUGUUAUUCCCAGAUAUAUCUACUGCAGUACCUGAAAUAUAUGGAAAGGGGAAAUGGACAGUUGAUGAAAUGAUUAUUGCUGCAAAAGUAUUAGAUCUUAUUAGUUUCACAAGAGGGAAAGAUCAAGAAUGUAUAUUAGUAAAACAAGACAAGUAA
Hemisphaericaspora subhashii is the source of this 1800-nucleotide messenger RNA. RefSeq names its product protein-lysine N-methyltransferase. Gene Ontology annotation, molecular function: protein-lysine N-methyltransferase activity. The transcript has a single exon. Gene Ontology annotation, biological process: peptidyl-lysine monomethylation. The record is from RefSeq and is a predicted model, not a curated record. Bases 1 to 1800 code for a protein of 599 amino acids. Gene Ontology annotation, cellular component: nucleus. NCBI's taxonomy places the organism in Eukaryota, Fungi, Ascomycota, Pichiomycetes, Serinales, Debaryomycetaceae.